Molecule: messenger RNA, 2234 nt
Organism: Polyodon spathula (Mississippi paddlefish)
Lineage: Eukaryota; Metazoa; Chordata; Actinopteri; Acipenseriformes; Polyodontidae
Product: potassium voltage-gated channel subfamily V member 1-like
Exons: 3
Coding region: 156-1613 (485 amino acids)
Biological process (GO): protein homooligomerization; potassium ion transmembrane transport
Cellular component (GO): membrane; voltage-gated potassium channel complex
Molecular function (GO): protein binding; voltage-gated potassium channel activity
Source: RefSeq, a predicted model, not a curated record
UAUCACUUGUUUAUUUAAUUUUUAUUUAUUGCUCAUAAAGAGGAAAAAUUGAAAGGAAAGAAUGGAUCUCUAACGUCCUUAGAAAAUACAAUUCUGCUACAUAACCGUGACUAAGCUUUAGGUACCAGUGUAAAUUUUUUCACAAAAUAUGCACCAUGGAGUCAACCAGCUUUUCUUCUAGCCCUGCUAAAUACUAUGAUAACAGUGCCUCCAUUUUGUCUUUGGAAUCAAGUGUCUUCUGUAGUGAACAGCACCUAAAUGAAAACCCUUUAGAUUGUUUUAUUAUAAAUGUGGGAGGUAGCAGGUAUGUGCUAACUCAAGAAAUGCUGGCAUCCUACCCUGAAACACGCCUCGGUAAGCUAGCAGUGUCAACACGGGAGGCUGUGUUGGACCUUUGUGAUGAUGCUAACUUUGUGGACAACGAAUUCUUUUUUGACAGAAAUUCGCAGACCUUUAAAUACAUCAUGAACUAUUAUAAGACAGGACGUUUACACGUAAUGGAGGAACUUUGUGCAAUUUCAUUCCUGCAAGAGAUUGAAUACUGGGGCAUUGAUGAGCUUAGCAUUGACUCCUGUUGUAGAGACAAAUAUUACAGAAGAAAGGAAAUGAGUGAAACUCUGAAUGUACAGAAAGAUUCAGAACCAAUUGAGAAUGAAGACGAGGACUUUUCUGGAGUAAUCUGUGAAAUGCUGCGGCAGAAGCUUUGGGAGGUUAUGGAGAAACCAGACUCUUCUAAGGCUGCAAAAACUUUUGGUACAUUAUCUGUAGUUUUUGUGCUCAUUUCCAUUGCAAACAUGUCUCUUAUUUCACUGGAUUUGAGCACACUAGAACCCCCUUUCUUGAAUGCAUUGGAAUAUAUUUGUAUAACAUGGUUUACUGGGGAGCUGGUUUUGAGGUUCAUAUGUGUGAAGGACAAAUGCAAGUUCAGUAAACGUGUGAUCAACAUAAUAGAUCUUCUUGCCAUCUUACCUUUUUAUGUUACUGUUCUGGUUGAGAAUUUCCAUGGAGGCUCCUCAGAACUGGAAAAUGUAGGAAGGGUUGUUCAGAUCCUGAGGCUGAUGAGAGCACUGAGAAUGCUGAAACUGGGAAGACAUUCCACAGGCCUUAAAUCCCUAGGAAUGACUAUCACCCUGUGUUAUGAAGAAGUUGGCCUGCUCCUACUUUUCCUUUCUGUGGGAAUUUCCAUUUUCUCCAACAUAGAAUAUGCUGUUGAACACAACAUACCUGACACAUACUUUACAAGUGUCCCCUGUGCAUGGUGGUGGGCUACCACUUCUAUGACAACAGUUGGUUAUGGGGAUAUAAGACCUGACACCACACUAGGCAAGAUAGUGGCUUGUCUGUGCAUCUUGUCUGGCAUUCUCCUCUUAUCUCUGCCGAUUGCAAUCAUCAAUGACAGAUUUUCUGCCUGUUAUUUUACAUUAAAGAUGAAGGAGGCUGCGCUACGGAACCGUGAAGCACUCAGAAAGCUUACCAAGAAUUUCCCCUUAGAUGCUGUUGUCAAUUUAAAUCUGAGAGACAUUUAUGCACAGAGUAUCAUGGAAAUGUUACGUUUAAAAAGCAGGGAGAGGGCAAGUACUAGAAGUAGCAGAGGAGAUGAUUUGUGGUGGUAGAACAGUUUUAUCAUGCCCAUGCUAGUAAACAACAUGAUAUAUUUGUAAAAUAAUACAAAUGGUAAUAAAAAAGAUUUUUGUUAAUACUUUAGUUGCAAAGGGUAAUCCAGUAAAGCUGAUGUUGAACCUCGGAUCUGGAGAGUAACCUGGCCCCAGUAGUUUGGAUUACAAAUUGUUCUUCAAAUUUAUAUUUCUGUGUGUUACUUAUUUUAACUUAAAAAAUAAUUUAUAGUAAUCCUGCAGUGCCUCAUAGUCCUGGCAGGGAUAUGUAAAUGUAGGCAGAUUUCUUAUUUUUCCACAGUUGUAAUUAGCACUUACAAUACAAUGUUUCCAAAAUUGUAUUGCUCCAAAAAAUAGUAUUUGAAAUGUAAAAUGACCUAUGUUGGAGUGAAAAUACUAAAAUUAUUGGAAAAACUGGAACACAGUGCCUCACUGAUUGUAAUUGCUAUCUUGUUGAUGUUUUAUUCAAAACUGUAGAUGAUGCCCUUUACAGUUAAGUUGAGCAAAUUAUUCAGUAAGCCAACACAAUUUAUAGGUUUAUGCGAAUUGAUCUUGUGUAAACUAAUUAACCUACCAAUAUCUUGAGAUAGAAGGUCAGCCUCUUUAACAUAUAAAAUCUAA